AUCAAGUACUGCAAUGAGAAUGGGGUUCUUGACAAGUUCCUGGGAACCUCCAUCAGUGAGCUAGCUAUAUACGUAGUUAGUCAUUCAAUGUAGUGCACUGUUCAGACUUCAGGGGGCUCAACCUACACCACCUACUUGUAGCCGUGGAGCGACAGUAUGAGGUCAUCAGAUUAAAUAAACCUAUAAAAAGACUCAGACAAAUCAUUUACAUGUAUGUAUUAAACGUGCAGAAUCUGUACCAGUAGAAAAGCAUUGGAUAUACAGGUCUUUGACUUCAAUGGUUAAGUUGCAAAGAAUUGGAUCAGUUUGUCUUCUGUCAACCUAUAUAGGUGUUUGGAAUUAUCAUUGCUGGAGUAAAUAAGAUUUUCAGGUCGAUCUUCAACUUCUGUGGGCUUUUUUUUGCCAAACAUUGGUGAGCUGACUUGAAAACGCACCAUGCGAUAUUGAUUUUGAUGGCCAACCCAGAGGAAGUUUGGGAUUAACCUUAUAUGGAACAAUAUUUUUGUUAUGAUAUUCUGAAAGUUUGUGAAGAAGAUCUUCAACUGCUGUUUUGUAUUCUCCCAAGGAUUUGGUGAGGCAACCCCAGAUGCCGAGAUGUUUAGUUUUCGCCGUCUGAGCGAUACAACAAACCCUUCAGACGCCAACAGUCAGCCAAGGGUUAUCGUCAAAGAUGACAGCAGUGAUUCAGUGGUCAGUGACUCUCACGAUGGUCACCUUGCCAGGACGGAACCUCUCUCAUUGCGAGAGAAGAUCCAUGACUUCAUGGAGACACAGAGAUUUCACAUUGCAAUCCUUGUCCUUGUCGUCAUCGACUGCAUCUUAGUAAUCGCUGAGCUGGUUAUUGAUUUUCAGGUGUUGAGUGCAUCCAAAACACAAAAGUGUUGUCCAGUUUAUGAGGAGGGUGGGAAUUGUAAUGCAACAGAAUCUGAAAAGGAAGAGAAAGAAGUGACUGCUGCCAAUGUUCUUCACUACAUGAGCCUUGGUAUACUAUCUAUCUUCAUGAUAGAGCUUAUGAUCAAGAUACCGGUCUUUUGGAUGGAGUUUUUCAGGAGUAAACUAGAGGUAUUUGAUGGAAUCAUCAUUGUGAUAUCGUUUGUACUGGAUAUUGUAUCUCUCAUCUUUGAAGAGCAGUUUGCAGUAUUACAACUUCUUGUUCUGCUUCGACUUUGGAGGAUAGUCAGAGUAGUCAAUGGAGUCAUCCUUUCAGUAGAAACACAAGCAAAGAAGAAGAUAGAGACACAGAAACAUUUAAGAGUGGAGGUCGAACAUGAGCUGGAAAAGUUUAGAAAGUACUGUGCUGCACAGGAAAAAGAGAUUGAAGUCUUGAGAAAUACCCUUAAUAAACAUGGCAUCCAAAUAGAUGAUGACUAUGUGGCGGAGAAGCCCAAAUUCAGUCUCAAUCAGCUGAAUGUGGUGGUUGAGAUGAACUCUGCUGAUGACAAGCAUGAGACAGGAGGAGGGGACGGAGGGGUGCAAGGGGGUAACGAUGACUUGGAUACCAGACGGCGAGAAAAGGAAAGAGAGGCGCUGGGAGAACAAACGAUCACCCUGACGACGGAUAACAAUGUGAAUGAGGUUCAGGCCGAUUCCCAUCCUGAGGACUCGUCAAUCUCUUGAAAACAACACC
Molecule: messenger RNA, 1627 nt
Organism: Lytechinus variegatus (green sea urchin)
Lineage: Eukaryota; Metazoa; Echinodermata; Echinoidea; Temnopleuroida; Toxopneustidae
Product: voltage-gated hydrogen channel 1-like
Exons: 7
Coding region: 595-1617 (340 amino acids)
Biological process (GO): proton transmembrane transport
Cellular component (GO): plasma membrane
Molecular function (GO): voltage-gated proton channel activity
Source: RefSeq, a predicted model, not a curated record